Messenger RNA from Vicia faba (fava bean), 1311 nucleotides. The record is from the annotation of a GenBank genome assembly. Lineage: Eukaryota; Viridiplantae; Streptophyta; Magnoliopsida; Fabales; Fabaceae.
AUGUACCAACAUGAACCACCAACCGAGGAGUCACCCGAGGAGUAUAAAAUUAAACAUGCUCGUAUUUAUAUCUUACUCCUUAUCGGGCAAGUUUUGUUUCCCAACAAAAGCGCUUGGGCUUUUACACGCAUGCCUAUAAUAUCUCUGGUGGCUCCGCUUCAAUCUCCAUAUCCUUACGCAAGAAGGUGGUGCAUCAAGAAACUUGACUACCAAAACAACCCGCGCCACCAUCUACAAGGAUACCGAUUCGGGAUUGAUCACAUGCUUCAAGAUCAGUUUAUUUGGAGGUCGUAUCUUGGAUUAGCGCCCCAAAGGCACGAGGAUAGUUUGAUAUGGAGUUCAACUACGUAUAUAAUAUGCUUUCAUAUUGUAGAAAUGCAUCAAGCUGAUAGGGUCAAAAUACAAUUUGGCCAUUUACAAGGGAUACCUAAAGAAGCUCGAUGCUUGGCUGAACACCAUAAGAUGACAACAAUAAAAGCGCGCCAAAAAGCAUAUACCACAUUAUACUCUGAUGAACAAAACUAUUGGUUGCAUCGAGAAUUGUUUACGUUGGAUGGAGAUCAAUUACAAACAGAGGAGAAACCGUCAAAUGAGUACAUGCAAUGGUAUCACUCGCUUCCACAUAGAUAUGCAUCGUACGAACAAUUUCUCACUGACCCUCGUCAAAAUCAAUAUGCCCCUACUCAGGCAAGUGGCUCUCAACAAACUCUUCACUCACAACAUUCUCAACCUCCUCAACCCCAAUCCUUCCAACAACAAACUCCUCACUUUUUUCAACAUCAAACACCCAUCCCUCAUUAUCCUGAACAACAAACUUCUAACCCUCAUUUUUCUCAACUACAAACUCCUGCCCCUUAUUUUUACCAAAAUCAAACCUUUAACACCCAAUACCCGCAAUCUCACUCCCAACCAAAUUAUAUUUAUGAAUCCCAACAACCACAAUUUUAUAAUAGGCCAACUACACAAUUUUAUAAUAGGCCAACUACACAAUUCACACCCAUCAUGCGGCCAAACUUCGAUUCCUCCUCCUCCCAACAUAACUCGCCUUAUUUUUCAACCAUGUGUCCGCCACAACAGCCGCAAUAUAAUUUUGGCGAGGAUCUUAACGUCAGUGAUUAUGAUUUACUGCAAAGUAUUUGGUCUCCUCCACAAGCUACCGCUCAUAGUCAAGAAAAUCCUCCAACAUCAGAUGCAACACAACAAAAUCCUCCAACAACAGAGAUCAAACAACAAUAUGGUUUUGGUCAUCGUGCUCCGCGACCGCGUUAUUGUUUUACCGGUACUCGUUUCGGACCGGGUCAUCAGCAUUAA